AAAGAAAGGACUUUUGCAACUCUACUUCUCCUGUCCAGACGAGGACUCGGUCCAGACACACCACCCCAACGACCCCUCUCCCCUCCUACUCUCCCGUGUGUUCUCCUACUUCUCCUCUCCGACGGAGGCAUCUCCUCCUGCCCCCUACCUCGGCGCACACGGGAUUCCACCAUUGGCAGAAAAGAUCAAGGCGGUGACGGGGAGUAGGGGUUCCACCAUUGGCUGCUUCGUCUGAAGGAGAAGGAAUCUUACAUGAUCCCUGUAAACAGGAGGGGAACUCAGCCUAGGGCUGGGAUGGAGUACUUCGAUGCUAGGCGUAAACCACAUAAUCUUGGGAAAGUUGUUGUGGCCCUGGUCCUCAUAACACUCUGUAUAUUUGUUCUGAAGCAAUCUCCUGUUUUUGGUGGGACUAGCGUGUUUUCUCGGCAUGAACCUGGGGUUACCCAUGUCUUAGUAACGGGAGGUGCUGGCUAUAUUGGUUCACAUGCCUCAUUGCGGCUGUUAAAGGACAACUAUCGAGUUACCAUUGUGGACAAUCUUUCUAGAGGAAACAAGGGAGCAGUAAAGGUUCUCCAAGAAUUGUUUCCGGAGCCUGGUAGACUUCAAUUCAUCUAUGCAGAUCUUGGGGAUCAAAAAUCGGUCAACAAGAUAUUUGCUGAAAAUGCAUUUGAUGCUGUGAUGCACUUUGCUGCUGUUGCCUACGUGGGUGAGAGUACAUUGGAACCCCUUAGGUAUUAUCACAAUAUUACAUCGAACACCUUACUGAUUUUGGAGGCUAUGGCUUCUCAUGGAGUCAAGACACUUAUUUACUCUAGUACCUGUGCCACAUAUGGAGAACCGGAGAAGAUGCCUAUAAUAGAAACUACACCUCAGCUCCCAAUUAACCCCUAUGGAAAAGCCAAGAAAAUGGCAGAGGACAUCAUACUAGAUUUCUCGAAGAGAACAGAUAUGGCUGUCAUGAUUUUAAGAUAUUUCAAUGUUAUCGGAUCAGACCCAGAGGGAAGACUAGGUGAGGCUCCUAGGCCUGAGCUACGAGAGCAUGGAAGGAUAUCCGGGGCAUGCUUUGAUGCCGCAUUAGGAAUCCUUCCAGGAUUGAAGGUUAAAGGAACAGAUUAUCCUACAGCUGAUGGUACCUGCAUAAGAGACUACAUUGAUGUCACAGAUCUAGUCGAUGCUCAUGUGAAAGCGCUCGACAAGGCAGAGCCUAGUAAAGUUAGCAUUUACAAUGUUGGCACUGGAAGAGGUCGUUCUGUUAAGGAGUUUGUGGAUGCCUGCAAACAGGCAACUGGGGUUGACAUCAAAGUUGAGUACCUCAGCAGGAGGCCAGGAGAUUAUGCUGAAGUGUUCAGUGACCCUACGAAGAUCAACAAUGAGCUCAACUGGACUGCUCAACAUACCAAUCUCAAGGAGAGCCUGUCGGUCGCAUGGAGAUGGCAGAAGUCACAUCCACGUGGCUACGGGACAAACUAAAUAGAGCCUGCAGUCAAUAACUCUGCUGAAAUCGUUGAUACAUAUUGAUUCUGUAGUUAGUGGUAUAGGAUCUUGGCACCUGGUUUUUUGUUCUUCCUUUUUCUGUUUUUGAAAGGUUUGCUUUUGUUGGUGGAAAUAUAAUCGGCGAUCUGGAUAUGCUGGAAAUCCUAUAAGCAUUCCUGUACUUAAGAGCAAAUUGCUGAUUGAAAGAAUUGUACAUUUCUUCUGCCAUUCAAAUCUGUACGGUUAACCGAACCUGCUCGAAAUUCAUGAUGUUUUUGGCUCUGGCUAUGCGAAACAUAUUUUUGCGCACAUUUUGUGCUGCUGCAA
Lolium rigidum is the source of this 1800-nucleotide messenger RNA. RefSeq names its product probable UDP-arabinose 4-epimerase 3. Gene Ontology annotation, molecular function: UDP-glucose 4-epimerase activity. The record is from RefSeq and is a predicted model, not a curated record. The transcript is spliced from 11 exons. Bases 253 to 1470 code for a protein of 405 amino acids. Gene Ontology annotation, cellular component: cytosol. Gene Ontology annotation, biological process: beta-D-galactose catabolic process via UDP-galactose, Leloir pathway. NCBI's taxonomy places the organism in Eukaryota, Viridiplantae, Streptophyta, Magnoliopsida, Poales, Poaceae.